UUCCUCUAUAUCCCCCAUUACUCUCUCUCUCUUCUCUCCACCACCAGCCCAAAAAAAAAAAGGCCUUCAUUUCAGGAAUCUAUCAGGAAAAGCAGCACGAAAGCAGAGAGAGAUAGACAAGGAAAGGUUUUUUCGCUCGUUUCAUUACUACAAACCAACAUAAGAUAAUUUGAAGCAGCUUAGAAAGAUGAAGAGAUUUAUCACCAAAAGGGUAUUGUCGUCAACAAAUUCUCUGCGUUCCCCCCGCUGCUUCUCUCAACAUGCCCAAAAACAAACCCCUCUUCCUGAGAAUGAAAUCCCUGUUCCCAAACUACCCCCAUUCGAUUACUCUCCUCCUCCUUACACCGGUCCUUCCGCCGAAGAAAUCUUGGCUAAGCGCAAAGAGUAUCUCAGCCCUUCUUUAUUUCACUUCUUCAGUAAACCCUUGAACGUGGUUGAUGGAAAGAUGCAGUAUUUAUUCGAUGAGAACGGCCGUAGAUACCUUGAUGGUUUUGGAGGUAUUGCUACGGUGUGUUGCGGCCAUUGUCAUCCUGAUGUGGUUGAUGCAAUCGUCAAACAGAUCAACCGUAUACAACACUCCACUGUUCUUUAUCUCAAUCAUGCCAUUGCUGAUUUCGCCGAGGCCUUGGCUUCCAAAAUGCCCGGAAAUCUUAAAGUGGUGUUUUUUACGAAUUCCGGGACGGAAGCGAAUGAAUUGGCGAUGAUGAUAGCAAGAUUGUAUACAGGAUGUCAAGAUAUAAUAUCGUUGAGGAAUGCGUACCAUGGGAAUGCAGCUGCCACCAUGGGUGCUACUGCACAGUCAGUCUGGAAAUUUAAUGUUAUUCAGAGUGGAGUCCAUCAUGCCUUGAAUCCAGAUCCAUAUAGAGGAGUAUUUGGUUCAGAUGGAGAAAAGUACGCAAAAGAUGUCCAAGAUAUUAUCGACUUUGGAACUACUGGCCAUGUUGCGGGAUUUAUAUCUGAAGCUAUCCAGGGAGUGGGAGGAAUUAUAGAAUUGGCUCCAGGUUACUUGCCUGCUGCUUAUGGAAGCGUUAGGAAAGCAGGAGGCCUUUGUAUUUCUGAUGAGGUUCAGGCUGGGUUUGGACGCACAGGGAAUCAUUUCUGGGGAUUUGAGACCCAGGGUGUUGUUCCUGACAUUGUGACAAUGGCAAAGGGAAUUGGGAAUGGCAUUCCUCUUGGUGCUGUGGUGACCACCCCUGAAAUUGCAGAAGUCUUGACUCGUCGGAGUUACUUCAACACAUUUGGAGGAAAUCCUUUGUGUACCGCUGCAGGUCUGGCAGUUUUAAAAGUGAUGGAGAAAGAAAAUCUUCAGGAAAAUGCACUAGUUGUGGGGUCCUAUCUCAAAAAGAGACUAACUGAACUCAAGGAUAAAUAUGAAAUUAUUGGGGAUGUGAGGGGAAAAGGAUUGAUGCUCGGUGUUGAACUUGUAACUGACCGCCAGCAGAAAACUCCAGCCAAGGCUGAGACUCUGCAUGUGAUGGAGCAGAUGAAAGAAUUGGGAGUCUUGAUUGGGAAAGGCGGAUUCUAUGGAAAUGUUUUCAGAAUUACACCUCCACUAUGCUUUACUAAAGAAGAUGCAGGGGUGAGAGUUAGAUUAAAAACCAGGUAACUGAAGUGCAAAACACAGAUAACAUAGAUGGUGUAUGCAAAUUUAUUUGUCAAGUACAUUUAUGUCCCUCGAUAUUAUUUUUGUUAUUAGGUGACCAGUUCUUUGAAGUUUGCAAAAAAUUAUUUUGAUAUUAAACUUUAUUUUUAUUAUUUUUUAGUUUUUAGUGGGUCAAAGAAGAGAGAGGAAAUGGUUAUAUUUUUUUCCAAAUGGUUUCAUACGAUGAGAGGAGUUUGACUUGGGUGUUUUUUUUAUACCUUGAAAGUGCCUAAAAAAUCCAGAUAUGAGAUCAGGAAGAAAUUGGUUUCCAGGUUGAUUCUUGAUUUUGGACAAGUUGUUUGCGCUUUUGGAGCUUAAAGAUUGGUUUCACAAGGUUAUUAAGGUGUUUUGAGUGGAAAAUUGGUGGAAAAUGAGUUUUUAGAGGGAAAAAAUCAGACAACUUAAUUUUCCAACCACCACAGUGGCCGGAAUCUGAGAAUGCUAGACGCAUCUUAAAAUAAGGCAGAUAACGCGUUGUUUUUUUUAUUGAGUUGGGGUUUUGUUUUAAAAAAAGUAGCACGACUGGGCCUGACUUUGCAGGCCCGCGUGCAGACUCAUUUGUCAUGGGUCAGGCGCUAAGCUUGGCCUCAUUCAUUUGUAAUUUAAAUAUUUUAUAUAUAUAUUAAAUUUAUUUUUAGAAAUAAAAAAAUAUUUAUUUCUUUUGAUAUUUUUAAUAUGUGCAACCUUGCAUAAUAUGUUUUUAUUUUUUAUUUUAUCCAAUAAAUCUCAUGUGUGUCAAUUUCUAUUUGAAAUUGAAUUUAAUAAAUAAAUUCAUUAAAUAUAAUUAUAUAAGUUACUCAUAUUAUGAUAUUAAAUAUCUUGAUAUACAUUUUUCUUAUUUUUUCUUGAAAAAAUGACAAAUCAAAAAUCAGUUUGUUGGUAAAUAAUAAUAAUUUAUUAUAAUGUAAUAAUGAUGAUAAUUAUUAUUCCUAUCAUAUGAUUUGUUUAAUUCGAUUGCUAUCAUAGACUACCAGCUUGGCUGCCGUUCUUAUCGUCUUGUGCACCCUUUUGGUUGCAGACUUCCUCGUGGAUGCGAUGGAUUACUCCAUAUCAAAGAUGUGAAGUCAGCAAAUUUACUUUAAUGUAAAUAAAGAAGUGUAUUGAUCA
Populus trichocarpa (black cottonwood) is the source of this 2749-nucleotide messenger RNA. Its product is annotated as alanine--glyoxylate aminotransferase 2 homolog 2, mitochondrial. The transcript is spliced from 9 exons. NCBI's taxonomy places the organism in Eukaryota, Viridiplantae, Streptophyta, Magnoliopsida, Malpighiales, Salicaceae. Gene Ontology annotation, cellular component: mitochondrion. The record is from RefSeq and is a predicted model, not a curated record. The coding region runs from base 188 to 1606 and encodes 472 amino acids. Gene Ontology annotation, molecular function: transaminase activity; pyridoxal phosphate binding.